Messenger RNA from Drosophila innubila, 1513 nucleotides. Its product is annotated as glutathione-specific gamma-glutamylcyclotransferase 1. Gene Ontology annotation, biological process: glutathione catabolic process. Gene Ontology annotation, cellular component: cytoplasm. NCBI's taxonomy places the organism in Eukaryota, Metazoa, Arthropoda, Insecta, Diptera, Drosophilidae. The coding region runs from base 435 to 1310 and encodes 291 amino acids. The record is from RefSeq and is a predicted model, not a curated record. The transcript has 5 exons. Gene Ontology annotation, molecular function: gamma-glutamylcyclotransferase activity; glutathione specific gamma-glutamylcyclotransferase activity.
GCGGCUGUUUAAUUUGAACUUAGGAUCGGCAGUCGCGCGGUUUAGUUUGCCUUGCCGGCUGCUAGCGGAACUAUUUAGCUGAAAGUGGUGAUAAAUUCUGAAGCAACAAGAAAACAAUUAUAGACGUGUAAAUCUUCUUACUAUACUAUACUUGGCAAUUGGGAAUUAUAGAAAGCGCGUGGUCUGACACAUUCAUUUGAUCAAAGAAACGGCAAGCUUGACUGAAAAUGAGUAACGUGAGAUAGCAGCAACAUAUUGCAUGCAACACAAAUUCCUCCAGCAGCAUGCCAAUAUAAAAGCCGAGAAUUACACACCCACAAAAACGAAAACAUCUACAUACAUACACACAUCUAAAUAGAAUCAUCAAAAAAAAUAUUUCGUUUUGACAACGGGCCUAAAUUGAAAGUGUGACUUCCUCACAUUUUGGACACAAGAUGGCACAUUUUAGUGGACAUCAGCCGCCCACAGAGGUACCCGCCCAUUUUAAGAGUCUGUUUACGAAUGGUAAACUGGGCGACGACGAUGACAAUAACAACAACGGAAACCGCAACAACAAUAACAACAACGAUGACAACAAUAAUCAGGAGAAUCGGCCAGAUAAUAACAAUGACGAUAUAGCCUCAUGCUGGGUUUUUGGAUAUGGUUCUCUUUGCUGGAUUCCGGGUUUUAGCUACAACAAGUGUAUUACUGGCUAUAUUCGAGGCUACGUCCGACGCUUUUGGCAGGGCAACGUAACACAUCGGGGCACAGAAAACGAGCCUGGACGUGUCGCAACACUUGUGGAAGACAAAGAGGGCAUCACAUGGGGCUGUGCGUACAGAAUAACGGGCUCAACGGCUCUAGAGUAUCUUAAGCAACGCGAGUGCACACUUGGUGGCUAUGCGACACUCGAAACAAAAUUCUUUCCCCGCGUCGCUUCGCAUGACACACCCUUUGGUGGAGAGGCCGUCGAGGUGUUGGUCUAUGUGGCAACGCCGGAGAAUCGACAUUGGCUUGGUGAUGCACCAUUGGAAGUGAUAGCACAACAAAUCGCUAAUUGUCGCGGUCCUAGUGGCCAUAAUGCGGAAUAUCUGCUGCGCUUGGCACUUUUCAUGCACGAGGAGAUUCCGGGAGUGCGGGAUGAACAUUUAUUCGAGCUGGAGCGAUUAGUGCUGGAGGAGAUUUAUCGCAAAGAUAUCCCACUGUCGUCUGUAAUGGGUCGCAAUCCUGACCGCAUACGACGCGACUCACACGAGGAUGUUCGCCGCCCGCCAUCUUUCGAGUUCACAUCCCGAAUACCGGACACCAAGCUUCGUUGUCUGAAUAUUUGAUUGUGGCUUUGGUCUCGGCCACAAGGGAUGUACGAGUACUACAUGUGGAAUAUACCAAAAUCAUUAUCGAUAUUUCAUAGCACUGGAUGCGAUGCUAGAGGAAGAGGAGGAGAAUUUAUGACUAACAUCGAAGUGUAUUCUUUAAAUUGUAAAUAUUAGCCUUAACAAUAUGCACAAACUACACGAUAACUGAUCUGAUAUAA